AUGGCUUGCCACCUGCACUGCCACAGCUGGGAAUGGCUUGCCACCUGCACUGCCACAGCUGGGAAUGGCUUGCCACUUAUCAGGCUGGGUGUCAAGAAAUUGGAUGAGGGGACCGAGAAAUUGGAUGAGAGUACCGAGAAAUUGGAUGAGGGGAGCGAGAAAUUGGAUGAGAGUACCGAGAAAUUGGAUGAGGGGACCGAGAAAUUGGGUGAGGGGACCGAGAAAUUGGACGAGGGGACCGAGAAAUUGGACGAGGGGACCGAGAAAUUGGACGAGGGGACCGAGAAAUUGGACGAGGGGACCGAGAAAUUGGACGAGGGGACCGAGAAAUUGGACGAGGGGACCGAGAAAUUGGACGAGGGGACCGAGAAAUUGGACGAGGGGACCGAGAAAUUGGACGAGGGGACCGAGAAAUUGGACGAGGGGACCGAGAAAUUGGACGAGGGGACCGAGAAAUUGGACGAGGGGACCGAGAAAUUGGACGAGGGGACCGAGAAAUUGGACGAGGGGACCGAGAAAUUGGACGAGGGGACCGAGAAAUUGGACGAGGGGACCGAGAAAUUGGACGAGGGGACCGAGAAAUUGGACGAGGGGACCGAGAAAUUGGACGAGGGGACCGAGAAAUUGGACGAGGGGACCGAGAAAUUGGACGAGGGGACCGAGAAAUUGGACGAGGGGACCGAGAAAUUGGACGAGGGGACCGAGAAAUUGGACGAGGGGACCGAGAAAUUGGACGAGGGGACCGAGAAAUUGGACNUAUGUGUGCUCUCACGUAUAUCUGUAUAG
Hyalella azteca is the source of this 786-nucleotide messenger RNA. Its product is annotated as tropomyosin Lep s 1.0101-like. The record is from RefSeq and is a predicted model, not a curated record. The transcript has 2 exons. NCBI's taxonomy places the organism in Eukaryota, Metazoa, Arthropoda, Malacostraca, Amphipoda, Hyalellidae. The coding region runs from base 1 to 786 and encodes 261 amino acids.